AUGGAUACCGAUUACACUGCAGAUGGGCAUCAACCACCACCACCAGCCCUACCACCACCUCCUCCACAACAACAAGAUCAACAAGACCAACAACAACAUGAGCCACUACCAUUUGAAGGACUAUCUGUUAUAAUAGAUGAAACCACCCAAACUUUACCAAAUGAUCCUCCGAGCAGGUUGAGACUUUGGACUCUAUUCGGAUUGGUAGAACUUGGAAUGGAAGAAAUGGUAGAUAAUCAUAUAAGUUUGGAAGAGUUGUUACGGAUCAUUAAUAGUAUACCCGCGGAUAACCUUGGUGAUGAAGAGAUUGCUAGACCGAUUGCCAUGAGAGAUUUUGUGUCCGCCAUUGCUUUCUUGGGAAUGAAUAAUACAAACACAAAUACAAAUGGAUUAGUAGAGGGCGUAGCAAAAGCAGUUAAAGAUCAUCGUCGUGACCGAUCUCAAAUCGAUUGGCGCAAUGCUUACAGUAUGGCAUGUGUUAUUGAUCUUGAAAAAGAACUCUAUUAUCACAGUUUUGGUCGUGUCGGUGAAUAUCUGGCAGAGACAGUCAACCAUUUGAUUAAGAUUGUUUCACUAAAGGUACCAAAAAUGAUGCAAGAUAGAAGAGUUGCACUCAAUCUGCUAUACAUUAUGAUUACUCAAUGUCAACGGUGGCAAGACAUCUACAACAACCAUCACGAUCAUGGCCAUCAUCACUUUGCUACCCGUCUGCUUGGAUCACACUGGCUCGAUGAAUUGGAAAGAGCCAAAGACACCUACCUAGAAGACGAUUCUACUCGUGUGGUUGCCUCGGCCUACAAACUCGCACUUUCCUCUCUCUUGUAUUGGAAAACCAGCGACAACAACAACAACAACAACAAAAACAAAAACAACGCUCAUUACGUUUUCAAUGUGUCUAGUGCCAAUACACUGGAUCCAGCAGCAGCAGCUUAUCAUGCUCCAGACCCUCAUCAGAUGAUGACACCACCAGUUGACCCUGCUGCUCUAGUUGUACCAAUUAGUCUAUCGACUAGUCUUGUGCUACAUGAGUUUGGUGAAAAUAAUUACAACCAGCCACAAUCCGAACCAAACCAAGGCAUUCAAGUUGGCGCGCACAUCACGACCUUUGUGAAUUCUCGCUUCUUGCCGGUCCCUGUACCAACCCUCGAGGAAUUAUUGGAAACCAAAACCAAUAUCGAAAAUGUGGUAUCCAGAUCUGAAAAGCCCAAGAAGUACCGAAUCUUACAAGCCUGCAGACUAUUGGGUAUUCGUCCGACUGUACAUAAUCAAGUAGAUCUUAGAGUGGUAUACUCUCAUCUUCAAACACAUAUCAACCAUAGUGGUGGGAAUGAUUAA
Cavenderia fasciculata is the source of this 1335-nucleotide messenger RNA. RefSeq lists its product as uncharacterized. NCBI's taxonomy places the organism in Eukaryota, Evosea, Eumycetozoa, Acytosteliales, Cavenderiaceae. Bases 1 to 1335 code for a protein of 444 amino acids. The record is from RefSeq and is a predicted model, not a curated record. The transcript has 2 exons.